Molecule: messenger RNA, 471 nt
Organism: Mycotypha africana
Lineage: Eukaryota; Fungi; Mucoromycota; Mucoromycetes; Mucorales; Mycotyphaceae
Exons: 4
Coding region: 1-471 (156 amino acids)
Source: RefSeq, a predicted model, not a curated record
AUGACUGCAAUAACGUUUGAUCAUGUCCUCGAUGUCAAUAAGAAAAGAUGUAUCAAAACUCUUGGAACAUUCCAGUAUAACAUGUCAGCAAAGCGUGACACCAGCGUGUCGCGAAGUCAAAGGAUAUGUUGUUACGGUAUUUGGAAUGCGCUGGGUAAUUCAGAAGGCUCACAAAGGAAAUUUAUCAAUUAUCCAAAUGUGACACGUAGUGAUUUUAUUGCUAAUAGCAGCGUCCACAAAGAUGAACUGUACUUUAUAAAAAAGCAGAGUUUGAGUGAUGGCAAUAAGCAACGUACAUGUCAGUUAGGAGCACCUUAUGGAGGAGAGCCAGGAAUUUAUAUAAAAAGAGAAAAAUUCGAAUUGAGUCUUGUGAUAUUUUUUCUGGUCCAGCCUUCAUCAACGCGCCGUAUUGAUAUCAUUUUGCGAAUAAAUUAUAUCGGUCAAUUAACAGUCACAGCGUUAGAAGAAUAA